AUGGCACACCACAUCACCCGUAGCCUGCCGCCUAUUGAGAAGCAGGGGCCCAGCAUUAAGUUUGACCCCUCCGUCUACUCCGUGGGCCCGCUGUGGGAGACGCUCGGCUCGCUCUUCUCUCUCACGUUCCUCGUUGCUCUCGUUAUUGGGAUCGGUGCGCCGCUCCUGACGGGUGUCCUUCCGCCCCACAUCACAGCGUGGGUGGCAGAAAACCGCGCGAAGGUCAUAGCCGGCGGGUUUCUAGCGAACAUAAUUGGUGCGAAGCUCCUCCAGUCCGGCGCCUUUGAGGUGUUUCUCGACGACACGCUCAUCUUUUCGAAGCUGCAGGACGGGAGACUACUGCACGCCGCCGAGCUGGCGAACCUGGUGCUUAAGGCGCUGGCUGAUGCGCCAGCGUAA
Messenger RNA from Trypanosoma rangeli, 399 nucleotides. Its product is annotated as selenoprotein T. The record is from RefSeq and is a predicted model, not a curated record. Gene Ontology annotation, cellular component: endoplasmic reticulum membrane. NCBI's taxonomy places the organism in Eukaryota, Euglenozoa, Kinetoplastea, Trypanosomatida, Trypanosomatidae. The transcript has a single exon. The coding region runs from base 1 to 399 and encodes 132 amino acids. Gene Ontology annotation, biological process: cell redox homeostasis. Gene Ontology annotation, molecular function: thioredoxin-disulfide reductase (NADPH) activity.